GAUUCAUAUUAAAUUAAAAAUGUAUUUUUAUUUAAUAAAUUUAUUUAUUUCAAUUAAAUUAAUUAAUUCCCAAGAUUUAUUUACAUCUUCUGCAGAAUUACAACAAUUAGUACAUGUAGAAAAGGAAAUUCCUAAAAUUAUAGAAAAUUAUAUUUUAUUAGAAAAUAAACGUUUGGAAAAUUUAAAAAGUAUUGCAAAUAAAUAUUCAAAAGACAAAAGUGAAUUAUUUGAAUUGGAACCAAAAAGUGUUUUGAAUCCUUUAAUUGCUCUUAGAGUAAUCAAAAAAUUAACAAAAACUUGGAAAGAAAUUAAGAAAGAAAUUCAAUCAGAUUUGGCUGAAAAUUAUUUAAAAAAUAUUUCAAAACAAAGAGAAACUCGUUUUCCUAAUGAGGAUGAUUUAAAUGGAGCAAUUCAAGGAUUAUUUCGUUUACAAGAUACUUACCAUUUAAAAACUAAAGAUUUGGCUAAUGGAAUUGUUGAGGAUGUUAAUAUAAAUAAGCAAAUGGAUGCUAAAGAUUGUUACGAAAUAGGUCUUGCUGCAUAUAAUGAUAAGGAUUAUUAUCAUUCAAUAUUAUGGAUGGAAGAAGCAAAUGACCGUUAUUAUUCACAAAAAGACUUUACACAAAAUAAAACUGAUAUAUUAAAUAUUUUGUCAAUUUCUUUAUAUAAGCAAGGAAAUUUGAAGAGAGCUUUAAUUAUUAAUGAUAAAUUAAUUGAAUUAGAUCCUUUAUAUCCAAAUGCAACAAAUAAUUCAAAAUUAAUUGAACAAGAAUUACUGGAUAAUGGAGUUGCUAAAGAAGAUUUCCGUAUAAAUAUACCUCCAUUAAAUAUUACAAGAACGAAUAAUGCUUCUAAUUUAUUUCCUGCAUACCGUAAAGCUUAUGAAGAACUCUGUCGUGGUGAAAAAGAAAUUGUUUGUUAA
This is a messenger RNA of Meloidogyne enterolobii, 922 nucleotides long. The record is from the annotation of a GenBank genome assembly. Lineage: Eukaryota; Metazoa; Nematoda; Chromadorea; Rhabditida; Meloidogynidae.